CCAAGGAUUACUUCAGAAGAGCAGCGCGAUCUGACGAUCAUUAUCCAAAGGAUGAUAAUGUGUAACACGGCCAUAAAUGAGUUUCCUGUGACAGACUGUGACUCACCCUCCUCAAAAUAAAGGCUUAUACUCUUAUCUGAGUUUCUGUUUAGUCUCUUGAGAAGUUCUUUAAGGUAAAGACCCCAAUUUCCUUUUUAUUACACUGCAAACCAUUACUACUGGCAUUUCUGUGUGGAGUUUGCAUGUUCUCCCCAUGUUGGCGUGGGUUUCCUCCGAGUGCUCCGGUUUCCCCACAGUCCAGUUGCUGUUUCCAGAACAUUUCCUGUGACAGACUGUGACUCCCCCUCCUCAAAAUAAAGGCUUAUACUCUUAUCUGAGUUUCUGUUUAGUCUCUUGAGAAGUUCUUUAAGGUUACCUCAGGUGAAACUAAGAAUGUUUUCUGCAGAUUUCCUUGUGUUCUGCUCCAUUUUAUCAGCUGCAUGGUGUCAGUCUGUACAGAUUCCCAAAACCCUAAACACAACCAGCGGCUCCUGUGUCCUGAUUCCCUGCCAGAUGACCACUUUGAGAGAAUCUGUACUGGACAACUCACCAGUAGUAUCAUGGAGGCGAGGAUCCCUGUGGAAAUACUACGAUACAAAUUACUUCACCAGCACUCAUCGUCAGAAGGAACCUGAGACGAGGGUGAUCGGCGACCUGAGGAAGAAAAACUGCACUUCUGUCAUGAGAAAUCUCACCAGUCAGCAUUCAGACCGUUACUUCUUCAGGAUACAAACUACAGAUUACACCUUUACUGACAAUAAAGCUGUGCGGAUAACUGUGUCAGAUUCUUUGCCUGAGCCGAAUGUGAUUGUGCCGGUUCUCAGAGAGGGAGAGUUGGCGAAUCUGACCUGCACUGUUCCGGCUCCUUGUCCAAGUCUCCCUCCAAAUGUAACGUGGGCUCCUGUAUUAAGUGGAAACAUAACACAGGGGACAUGGCUGAACGCUGAUGGGACUCAGAGUGCUUUUGCCAUUUGGGAGUUUGUCCCGUCGUUCACGCAUCAUGAGCUGAAAGUGAACUGUGCUUCCAUUCAUCCUGUAGACGGAGGAGACAAACAAGCCUCAAAACAAGUCAUCCUCAGCGUAGAGUAUCCUCCAAAGGAAACACGCUUCUCUCCUCCAGGUUUGGUCUGGCUUGGUGAUAAUUUGACCCUCACCUGUCAGAGUAACGCCAAUCCUCCAGCAGAUCACAGUUGGUUCAUGAAGAGGGAAGGUGUUGAAGAAAAACUGGGAGAUUCACCUGUGCUUUCUUUCAUUGCGACCCAGGAGAAAACUGGAGAGUACAUUUGUGAGGCGCAGAAUAUACAGGGCGCAAUGAACUCCACAAGCCUGCACAUUAAUAUUAAAGGCAUAUCCUUCACCACCUUCCUCUCAAUCUUAGUACUGUUAUCAGUACUUAUUUUCUUACUUUUUUUAAUUCUCAUAAUUCACAGAAGGUGUAAAGCACCACACAGACAAGAAACAACCCAAGUUGAGAAUAUCUAUGCCAAUUCAAGUGCAGUGAAAAGCCAGCAGCUUCAGCCUAACAACGACAUCUACAACAUUAAGCCUGAAUUUACAUUUGAAAAGAGUCAGGAUGACAGAAACAUCUAUGUAAACUACUGAAGUGUGAACUGGAACAUUUCACCCGUUCAUGAAUCACCAUCUGUUUAUCAGUAGCGAAUAAUAUUAAUAAGCAUCAGCAUGUGUUCGCUUCCCUUUGAUCAUGUUUAAAACUAAAUCUACUGUAUGCUUACUUUUUUUAAAGAACAGACUCUCCAGGACUAACCCUGAAUCUAUACUCAACUACUGUAUACUUCUGUUUUUACUUUUGUACUACAGCUACUGUAUAUUUACUUAAUUAAGGAAUUUAAGAUUAAGAGUGCUUGCUGAAAACUUUUUUAUUGUACGUAUGCUAUUAAAAAUGAAGGGAAACAAAGAACCACCUUUGUCUUUUUGUGAGGGAUAUUAAAAAACACUGUAACGGUUCCUUUGUGAAAUGUAACGUUUCCAUCGAUAUUAAAGGGCAGGGUGUUUUCACACCUCUAGUUUGAAAAAAGUCAGGAAAGUG
Danio aesculapii is the source of this 2086-nucleotide messenger RNA. Its product is annotated as sialic acid-binding Ig-like lectin 13. The record is from RefSeq and is a predicted model, not a curated record. Bases 433 to 1641 code for a protein of 402 amino acids. The transcript has 10 exons. Lineage: Eukaryota; Metazoa; Chordata; Actinopteri; Cypriniformes; Danionidae.